UGUGGGGGGGGUUUAAGUGUAAUGAUACAUGUCAGAAUAUGCUGAAAUAUUUUAAUUAUGAGAAUAUUGAAUGAUGACGGCAGCUUUAUGGAAAACCAAUAUUGCCGGUUUUUUAAAAUAAUUUAAUGCUAUUUAUUUUUGUAUAACUAGUAUAAACGUACUUAAGGCUGAAUAUCUGUAAAACAGUUGGCUUUAGAUUUAAAUUAUCCAGCACUCCCGCCAUUUAGUAGCUUAGUUGUAGAAACGUGACAUUGGAGCGUUGAAAUAUUUGAUCCAAGGAAUGUCUAAAGUUUCAUUUUUGGACGGCAGUUUAGGUUAUUCUGUGGCCGAGGUGGACGUAUUUCUUAUUUCACAGAUAUGGGAAAAUGAUCAUGAGCACGAUAUCUCUUGUGAUAAUCCUUCACGCCAGUCGUUCGAAGAAGGCCUAGGGUUGUUGCUGAGAUGCAGCAGUUAUUUUUAUUACAAGAAUGGGAGGAUGUAUAGGAAUAAAUCGCAACAGGAGAAGUGGAAAUGAAAACGCAGGAGAAAACGUAUCUCGUCCUACAUCAGGCAGUACGAGAAAGAAUCAUCCUCUUUGCCAUGAGACUAUCCGGUGGAGGUCCGAUGUGCCGUUAACAGAAGGGCAGCUGCGGAGCAAGAGGGACGAGUUCUGGGAGACGGCUCCGGCCUUCGAAGGGAGGAAAGAGAUCUGGGAUGCGCUCAGGGCUGCCACUGUUGCAGUCGAGUCGCUCGACUUUCAGCUCGCCCAAGCCAUACUCGACGGAGCUAACAUUUCAGUGCCUAAUGGUUUUUUGACUGAAUGUUACGAUGAAUUAGGAACACGUUACCAAGUCCCAGUUUAUUGCCUUUCAUACCCGAUAAACAUUGUCAAAGAGGACAGUGGCCGAGAUUCCCCAGCUGAAAAUUCAGAACCAGUCGAAGGUGGGACAGAAAUAGUCCUUAAACUAAGGCUGUCCUCGACAUGUCAGGAUGUCAAACUUCCCAUAUAUACCACAGACACCAUCGGAAUGGCCAAAAAGAAGUUGCAGUACCAAGAGGGAUUGGAGCCUUCAAAGCAAAGGUGGUUUUUCGGAGGGAAACUUCUAGGCGAUAAGUUGCAUAUCGACGAUUCUAAAAUACUGCCUGGUUAUGUAAUACAGGUUAUUGUAAAUCAAGAGCCGGCUAAUUGGAAAGAGUCUUAAAUACCCCCUCCCCUUAAUUUCAUUCUUAAUUGAACUUGUAUGUACAAUUGUUAUCCGGUUUAAUUUUGCAAAGAAGCACAAGGGAAUAUGUUUUAUUUUUUAAUUAUAGGAGAUGUGGGACGUUUUUAAAUUAAACAAAAUGUGAUACAAUUUGGAUUUUACAGCUUUAA
Cimex lectularius (bed bug) is the source of this 1351-nucleotide messenger RNA. RefSeq names its product ubiquitin domain-containing protein 1. The transcript is spliced from 5 exons. The record is from RefSeq and is a predicted model, not a curated record. NCBI's taxonomy places the organism in Eukaryota, Metazoa, Arthropoda, Insecta, Hemiptera, Cimicidae. Bases 468 to 1181 code for a protein of 237 amino acids. Gene Ontology annotation, molecular function: protein binding.